Molecule: messenger RNA, 1332 nt
Organism: Trematosphaeria pertusa
Lineage: Eukaryota; Fungi; Ascomycota; Dothideomycetes; Pleosporales; Trematosphaeriaceae
Exons: 2
Coding region: 302-1141 (279 amino acids)
Source: RefSeq, a predicted model, not a curated record
GUGCUAGAAGAGUCGAGGCAUGCCUAGGAAGAAUUGAAGACGUACUAGACACUGAAGCGCACCAGACAGGCUUUUGCGGCACGGAAUGUAUUAUGAUGGUAAUGUAUCACGAUAGUUAUGCCCGCGAUGCUUGGAUUGCCAUGGCCAGUCACGAGGUCUACACCAUCAGCAGGAAGAGUACAUCGAGAUCGAUUAGCGCUAAGUCGCUCUUUUCUUGUCUAUUACCUGCUCAACUAUACUCUUCUUCGAUGGCAUCGCGACUUCCUCAACCCGAGGCCCACUCCAGGUCAGGGAAGUCGCGAUGCCAUCACCGUACUCCUGCUGUCUCUCGCCUUCCUCUUUCCAUCCCAUCAUUCUCUCUCACCUCUCUUCCUCUCUGGCUAGGUGUGGCCUUCCUCCUCGACCACCAGACCGCCGGUUGUUUGUCCUCGGGCAGAAGACAGGGGCAGCAAGCACAGCAUCACACUCUCUUAAUGUCUGCAGCACUCUAUCGCAAACGCCUACUCCCCUCGCUGCCAGGACAACAACGCCAGCCUUUUCCUCUCAUGCCGCUCCUGUCAGCACUCCUGUCAGCACUCCUGUCGCUGUUGGAGCAACAACGCCGGUCUCUUCCAGUUUGGACAUUCCAGAUGAAGAAGAUGUUUGCCUUGGUCUUGAUGAGACUCCCCCGCCAACGUCGCCGGAAGAUAGGCCCGAAGUCGCUGCCAGCCCGCCUGAUGCCGUCAUUUUGAUUGACGACGAGUCCCUCCAGGAGCGGUCGGCUCUCCUUGAAGAUAAUGGCCAACUGCUCCAAAUAACCAAGCAACUAUUGCUGGAACGGAACAAGAGCGGAUCACUACUCGCAAUUGCCUUGCUAUGCAUCCUAUACCUGUUUAAGAAACACCGUUUUGGCGAAUCCGGCGUCGCAGUGCCCUGGGGAGGUACCAAUCUCUACUACACCCUGUUCGACUUCGUCGCAUUUCGUUCGGAGGCUAUGCUCACUACCGGGUCAGUGGAGUUCAUUACCACGGUCCAUGCAACUUCAAGAGCCUUCGCCGACGGCCAUUGUCUCCUGCGGGUGUCCAAUGCGCAAGCAAUACUGGAGUUCGGCAAUACAGACAUACCAGCGCUUAAGAGGCUGAUGCUGAAGACAGCGCCCUAGGCUACGCGGGACGACGUUGAGACAGUCGUUAUUAUCUUCAACGUGCCUUCACACUGGGUAACAAUGGCCCUACACUAUACAGGGAGCCUAACCCUCUUCAACUCUUCGCCAGGCUACAUGGAAUCAGACACUCUGCGCAUCGCGGAGACUCUUGCAAACUGAUUGGUACUGGCUACGAACGAAAACUGGAC